This is a messenger RNA of Erigeron canadensis, 2006 nucleotides long. Its product is annotated as putative pentatricopeptide repeat-containing protein At1g64310. NCBI's taxonomy places the organism in Eukaryota, Viridiplantae, Streptophyta, Magnoliopsida, Asterales, Asteraceae. The coding region runs from base 1 to 1656 and encodes 551 amino acids. Gene Ontology annotation, biological process: RNA modification. The transcript has a single exon. The record is from RefSeq and is a predicted model, not a curated record. Gene Ontology annotation, molecular function: protein binding; RNA binding.
AUGUUUGUUCACUUUAAGUCACUUGUAUUUGAACUAUCAAAACAAAAUCAAACCUUAUCAAUAACCAAAUCAUUCCAUGCUUUACUCAUCAAAACCUGCAUUUUCCAUGACCCAUUUUACUCUACUAAAAUCAUAAGACAUUAUGCUAACAAUAAUGAUAUCGUCUCUGCCCACAACCUGUUUGAUGAAAUGCCUCACAGAACUGUCUAUCUUUGGAACUCCAUUAUUAGAGCUUAUGCUCAAACCCAUCAUUUUCUUGAUGGGUUCACACUGUUUAAACAAAUGUUAGCUUCAGAAAUAAAGCCUGAUAAUUUCACAUUUGCUUGCGUUUUACGUGCUUGUUCCGAAAGACUUGAUCUUGAUGCUCUUAAGGUUGUGCAUGGUCAACUUAUUGCUUCUGAUAUGGGACUGGACUCGAUUUGUGGUAGUGCGUUAGUGUCGGCUUAUUCCAAACUUGCCCGAAUUGAUGACGCUAGAAUGGUGUUUGAUAGGUUAAACGAACGCGACUUGGUUUUAUAUAACACGAUGAUUUCGGGAUAUGGAAGUUGUGGGUAUUGGAUGAAGGGGUUACAUUUGUUUAUAGUAAUGAGAAGAAUGGGGGACCAGCCCGAUGGAUAUACCGUGGUAGGAUUGUUAUCGGGUUUGACAUAUUCUAGCUUGCUGGAGAUUGGCCAGGAAAUUCAUGGGUAUUGUUUGAGAAACGGGUUUGAUUCUAAUGCACAUGUAAGUAGUAUGCUUGUUAGUAUGUACUCGAGAUGUAGUUGUAUGCAUUCGGCUUGUAAAGUUUUUGAUGGUUUAAUGCAGCCUGAUUUAGUAACAUGGUCUGCUUUGAUAUCCGGUUUUUCACAGUCUGGGGAGUAUCGUAAUGCCUUGGUUUCUUUCAGGGAAAUGAACGUUGAAGGAAGAAAGCCGGAUUCCAUACUGAUUGCUACUUUACUGGCUGUUACUGCACAGAUGGUAGUUUUGUCACGAGGUGUUGAGAUACAUGGUUAUGCCAUUCGCCAUAAUCUACACACAGAAAUAAUGGUAUCUUCUGCAUUGGUAGACAUGUAUUCAAAAUGCGGUUUCUUGGAUUUGGGGAUCAAGGUUUUUGAGCAGAUGCCGAAGAGAAACAUUGUUUCUUACAAUUCGAUUAUAGCAAGUCUUGGUUUGUACGGACAUGCAUCCUGGGCUUUUGAAGUGUUUAGAGAGGUUCUUGAAAAAGGGUUAAAACCGGAUGAAUCUACUUUUUCUGCUCUACUAUCUGCUUGCUGUCAUGGUGGUCUUGUUAAAGAAGGUCGGGAGUUUCUUAGGAGAAUGGAUGUUGAUUUUGGCAUCAAAGCAAAAACCGAGCAUUAUGUUCACUUUGUGAAACUUAUUGGUAUGGCUGGGGAGUUGGAAGAGGCUUAUAAACUGGUUGAUUCUUUAGGAGGCCAUGUGGAUUCUGGCAUCUGGGGUGCACUUCUUUCUUGCUGUGAUGUACAUAAUGAUUCAAAAAUGGCAGAACUCGUAGCUCAGCGUCUAUUUGACAAUAAGCCAGAUAAAAGUACCUAUAAAGUUACUCUUUCCAACUUGCAUGCUGGAAAUGGGAGGUGGGACGAUGUGAAAAACUUAAGGGAUGAAUUAGAUGAUGUGGGAAACAAGAAAAUUCGUGGGACUAGCUGGAUCGAGAUAUAACAGGUACUAGAUCUCUUUAAGGAUUUGGAAAUCAUGGAUUCAACUUAUGAAGACAGUCGACUUGUAAGAAAGCUUAUGAGCGUAGAUGCACCACAUGUCACCUAGAACAGGGUAACUAGCUUUGAUGUCAUAGUAUUGAUUAUUUAACUAAUCAUACAUCAGCAGUUCUACCUUGGUUUUUUUCUUUUGUGUGAGUAGAGCUGAAAGUUGAACAUACUUCUGUGCGAAAGAACAUUGUAUCACACUUAACAAUGUCGGUUUCCAUGUGCCUAGAUUUCACACCAUUUGAGCCGAAAGUGCCAUCUCUUGAGUUUAUCGAAUUAUCAGUCCUUACAUCAGUUAUUGCUUGA